CUCCAUCCAAAUUCAUGAUGAAUUAAUCCCUCAAUUCACAAUCCCUUACUAUAAUCCCCUUUUCAGUUGGUUUCCUCCACGCAAAGGAAUUAAGUUGUCUUCAUAAAAAAAAAAACUCUUGUUUUCUUGUUCUACACAUUUUGCAAACUUACCAAAACACUUUCCUUUUUCCUUCGUGAAUAGCCCUUUUCACUUUCACAUCUGAUUUUACUCUCCAAACCCCUUUUUUCUUCGCCUCUUCAUUUCCUCGGUUACUCGCUUUAAUCAAGUUUCUGCGGACGAUAUAAGAAAAAAGGGGGACGAUGAACCAGCCUCAAAACGCAAGAAACUAUCCUCUGAAGAAUUGAGCCAUCUUUCAAACAGUUCAACUCUUAAAGAACCUAUAGUUGGGUCUUCAAGGGACUUGAUGGCUCGGCCCCUGCAGUCUGAAGGGGGCGAAGAAGUUGUUGGCUCAAAAGGAGUUAUAAAGAAAGUAGAGUUUGUCCGAAUAAUAGAAAAAGCAUUGUACUCACUUGGUUAUAUAAAGAGUGGUGCUCAUUUAGAGGAAGAAUCAGGGAUAGCGUUGCAUUCUUCUAUCGUUAAUGUGUUUAUGCAGCAAAUUCUUGAGGGAGAUUUGGAUGAAAGUGUCGUCACAUUGCACAAUAUUGGGCUAACAGAUGAAAUGGCCAUAAAAUCAGCCUGUUUUCUGAUAUUGGAACAGAAGUUCUUUGAAUUUCUGGAUGAAGAAAAAGUCAUGGAUGCUCUGAAUACUCUGAGAACCGAGAUAUCACCUCUUUGUAUCAGUCACAGUAGAGUUCGUGAGCUUUCUUUGUUCCUUGUAUCACCCUCUCACUGUUUUUCUGUUCAGUCUCCAAAACAAGCUACUUCAAGACCAAGAUCCCGGAGUAAGUUAUUGGAAGAAUUACAGAAGCUGCUUCCUCCAACUGUUAUGAUUCCCGAAAGAAGGUUGGAGCAUUUAGUUGAACAGGCCCUUGUUUUGCAAAGAGAUGCUUGCAUGUUUCACAACUCAUCAGAUAAGGAAAUGUCACUAUAUGCUGAUCAUCAGUGUGCAAGAGAUCAAAUUCCUUCUUCUGCAUUGCAGAUACUACAGGCUCACACAGAUGAAGUAUGGUUCUUGCAAUUUUCUCAUAAUGGGAAAUACUUGGCUUCAUCAUCAAAUGAUUGCUCAGCAAUCAUUUGGGAGGUUGAUGCGAAUGGAGUAUCUUUAAAACAUAAACUCUCUGGUCACCUGAAACCUAUCUCUUCUGUUUCAUGGGGUCCUGAUGACCACCAGCUUCUCACUUGUGGUGUAGAGGAGGUUGUAAGGCGGUGGGACGUCUCUUCCGGUGAGUGCCUCCAUGUUUAUGAAAAAGCUGGUCUUGGCAUGGUUUCAUGUGGAUGGUCUCCAGAUGGCAAAUGGAUAUUUUCUGGUGUUAAUGAUAGGAGUAUCAGCAUGUGGGAAUUGGACGGGAAAGAGGUAGAAUGCUGGAAAGGCCAUCGCACUCUAAAAAUCUUUGAUUUGGAAAUAACAAGCGAUGGAAAGCAGAUUGUAAGUAUAUAUAGUGAAACAGCAAUAUCAUUACUUGACAGGGAAGCAAAAGUGGAGAGAUUUAUCGAAGAAGAUCAAACGAUAACUUCGUUCUCAUUAUCAAGAGACAAUAGAUUCUUACUGGUAAAUCUUUUGAACCAAGAAAUUCAUCUAUGGGACAUAGAAGGUGAUCUGAAGCUUGUCUCUAAAUAUAAAGGCCAUAAACGCACCCGCUUCAUCAUUAGGUCUUGUUUUGGUGGACUUGAGCAAGCUUUCAUUGCCAGCGGCAGUGAGGACUCACUGGUCUAUAUUUGGCAUAGGGGCACAGGAGAGCUUGUAGAAGCAUUACCGGGUCAUUCUGGAGCUGUUAAUUGUGUCAGCUGGAAUCCAGCAAACCCUCACAUGUUGGCAUCGGCUAGUGAUGAUCGCACGAUUUGGGUAUGGGGCUUGAAUAAUCUAAGCGCCAAGCGGAAAGACACUCGUAGUAAUGGCAUUCAUCAUUGCAAUGGAAGUAGCUGAGAUUAGUAAUGGCAUCCAUCAUUGCAAUGGAAGUAGCUGAGAUUGAAUGUUUGGUCUCCAAUCAUUCAUGCCUGAUGUAAUUGAUUUCAUGUAAAUACUUGACCUUGGUGAAUGCCUGACAUUCAUACAAAAAAAGAUUGUCAACAAUGCUGCAACUUUCUGAUAAUAAAUUUGCUAUAUUUCUUUUUAGCAUUUAAAUAAUUUGAUUACUGUUUUACAGUAAAAUUUGGAGCUUGCUUGC
Molecule: messenger RNA, 2267 nt
Organism: Hibiscus syriacus
Lineage: Eukaryota; Viridiplantae; Streptophyta; Magnoliopsida; Malvales; Malvaceae
Product: WD repeat-containing protein 26 homolog
Exons: 5
Coding region: 407-2026 (539 amino acids)
Molecular function (GO): protein binding
Source: RefSeq, a predicted model, not a curated record